Messenger RNA from Mizuhopecten yessoensis (Yesso scallop), 1881 nucleotides. RefSeq names its product AP-4 complex accessory subunit Tepsin-like. NCBI's taxonomy places the organism in Eukaryota, Metazoa, Mollusca, Bivalvia, Pectinida, Pectinidae. Bases 99 to 1577 code for a protein of 492 amino acids. The transcript is spliced from 12 exons. Gene Ontology annotation, cellular component: trans-Golgi network membrane. The record is from RefSeq and is a predicted model, not a curated record.
CAGUGCGGCAUCUAAUAAUACAAUAUAUUAAGCAGUUCCUGUUUACAUCGCCUGCAGAAAUAUUCAAAGUAGUUCAAUGAUUUUUACACGACGGAGUCAUGUCGGAAAAUCCUAGCGUUAAUCUGGUGUUUGAAAAGGUUUCCUUCGUGAACAAGAUUAGCAUUAUAUUGAAGGCUACCUCAGAUGACGAUAAACCAAUACCUGGCUAUCUUUACCAAGAAAUAAGCAAAAUUACCCAUGAAUCUGAUGGCUACUGUGAAAGUACUCUGGAGUAUCUUGUGGACAGACUGGAAAGGAACUCAUGCCACAUAAAACUAAAGGUGAUCAAAGUAAUGAAAUACUUGUUAGAAAACGGUCACAAGAAUUUUCGAUUCGGUUUGUUGAAGAAUGCUCACGGUAUAACAGCAGCCACAAAAUUCAGCGGUCCUCCUGACCCAUUACAUGGCAAUGUACCCUAUCUCAUGGUCCGCAAAGCUGCACAGGAGCUGUCAGAGGUGCUGUUUGACACAGAGAUGUUCGAGGCCAGCCAAGAAGGCAAGCCUAACAGACAGACAAACACAGGCAGUCUUGGUUCAUCAGGAAGUCAGACAGGGAAGUAUGAAGGUUUUGGAAACGCUCCUGCUGCCCAAAAGAAGUCAUUUGGUGACAGUGUGAUUGACAAUAUGUACAAAAUGGCGGAGAAGAUGAGUGAACAGCCAGCUGACCACCAGAGGGAGCUGUUGAAGUCCGUGCAGAGUGUUGGAGGGUACAAACCACCUACAAACUACGUAGCUGAAAACCACCCACUUGUUGUACCCUUUACAAAGCCAGAAUUAAAAUCUCAGCCAGUGGAACCCGUGAGGAAACAUGUUCCUGGGAAGGCCGGUGGUGGCUGGGGUGACAGCGAUGAGGACGACGAUAGCUAUCACUCCCUCAGCAAGUCCUCCAGUAAGAGAAGUACCGAAAGUAACAACUUAUUAGAUAGGAUGGAGGGAGUGACUCUGGAGGAUUGGAGUGGAGAGGAAAAUCUAGUGACCAGUACAGUGGACAAUGGUCAAUCUUUCCUUCUGAAAAGAACAGAGAUUAAGAAUUUUAUUCAGAGGUGUCAUCAACUAGGUUGUUAUAAAAUUCUUGAGCUUCUGAAUCAGCGGUUAAAAUCAGGAGUCGACAAUCACACAAUGAGAUCACUACUUCUGGUGGAGAACCUGCUAACUACAGAUUUGAUCGGUGUUGACCGAAUAAUUCAGACAUGCAAGGAAAACCUGAUUUGGUUGGUGGGAAACUGUUCUGGACCAAUAGCAUCUAAGGCAAACAAGAUCAUUAAAAUUUUGGAAAAGUUAUCAAACGGCAGUUUACUUCAUGGAGGAUUGACAAACACUUCCAUAGAUACCCAGAACACAGGAUGUUCCACCCUGGGCCAGGGCCAACACGAACAUAUGUUAGAGACACAGUUAAGUAAGGAAAAUGAAGAGCAGGUCAACAUUAAUACAGGAAGAGAUAUUGAGUUAUUACUACAGCCAGACCCCAGUGCUAACCUGUACAUGCCACACUCGGAGGGUCAGCGAGACGCUGUUCAGACUAACACCGACGUUACCUAAUCAUCCGUGGUAUUCAACUUUGGGAUAGGGAGAAGACACCACAGAUAUUAUUAUUUAAAACAGGACAUUAGAUUUUAUAAUGUGAUCCUCUAAUCAUUCUAGCAGUACAUAUCUUGCCUGUUGGUCCUCCAUUCAAAUCAACAGUCUUCAGUGUGUCCAUGUGCAAUAGCUUGUUUAUUACAUUUAGUUUCAUCAGUUUAUUGCUGAAUAUUGAUCAAAAUAAAAAAAAUGAAAAAUAAAAAUAUAUUUUUGUAUGUUAAGAAACAUUGGAUACCCCCCUCUCAAACCUCUGACACAGGGGCUA